Pistacia vera is the source of this 810-nucleotide messenger RNA. Its product is annotated as protein GID8 homolog. The coding region runs from base 1 to 504 and encodes 167 amino acids. The transcript has 4 exons. Gene Ontology annotation, biological process: proteasome-mediated ubiquitin-dependent protein catabolic process. Gene Ontology annotation, cellular component: cytoplasm; nucleus. The record is from RefSeq and is a predicted model, not a curated record. Lineage: Eukaryota; Viridiplantae; Streptophyta; Magnoliopsida; Sapindales; Anacardiaceae.
AUGGUGGCUAGCAGUGAUGGCCAGAUCCAGCCACCACCCUUGGAAUAUUGUUUAUUAUAUUCUUUUUCAUUUGUUUCAAAACUCUCUAUGCAGAUAUUGGAUACAAAUCCACAACUGUUUUUCCAUCUUCAACAGCAGAGGUUAAUAGAAUUAAUACGGAAUGGAAAGGUGGAAGAGGCGCUCGAAUUUGCUCAGGAGGAGCUCGCACCAAGGGGAGAAGAAAAUCAAAGCUUUUUAGAAGAGUUGGAGAGGACUGUUGCAUUACUGGCUUUUGAAGAUGUCUCCAACUGCCCUGUUGGAGACCUUCUGGAUAUAUCACAGCGCCUGAAGACAGCUAGCGAGGUUAAUGCAGCCAUCCUCACAAGCCAGAGUCAUGAAAAAGAUCCUAAGCUUCCAAGCUUGUUAAAGAUGCUAGUAUGGGCUCAAAAUCAACUUGAUGAGAAAGCUGCUUAUCCUCGCAUAAACAAUUUAUCUACGGCAACGCUAGAAGAUCCUGCUGUUUAACAAUGAUAUAAAGUUCGUGUGGAGGAUUGCAGCUGUCUAGAUUGAACAAAUAGAGCUAAAUGGAAUGAUUGAUCAUGCUUGUACCAAUAUUGCAAAGUGAAUGUAGCUAGAAAUUUGUUGGAUGAUGUUUAUUAUCUUCUUAGAUGAUAUUCAGUGGCUGAAGCUCUUGUACAAUUGAUUGUCAACACCUUUUUCCGUAAAGAUUGUGGGAUUUGGUCCUCAAUUUGAAGCAAAAUUAGCUCAACUUGGAGCUAUUGGUACUGUUUAUGCCAUACCUAUGUCCUUAUUAUUGCUUCUAGUUGCAUG